CAUUCCUGGGAAAUCUCAGGACUUUGCCGACCCACAGGAGACCGAAUCUGAGGUUCCGGGUCCAGCAGCUCUCGACAUCGCAGCUAAUGGGAGGUGAAAAAAAGUUUUCUGUGCUCGUUUGGGACGGUUCGUUCUCUAGUGCUGCCUGUGCCCACGGGCGGAUUGGAGAAAAGAGAGACAACUGGAAAAUCAUCAUUUGAGGGUCACAGGAGAAAAGAAAACAAAGAAGUUAAUUCUAGAAGGCUUCUGGUCCCUGCCUGUCCUGGGUGACUAUGUUCUUGGUACUCAUGGAGCCAGCUGCUUCCCUGCACUUCUCCUUACCAGCCUCCCUUCUCCUCCCGCUCCUCAGCCUCCUUGCACUGGUCUCAGCCCAGUUUACCGUCCAGGGGCCAGCUGAUCCAAUCCUGGCCAUGGUGGGAGAAAACACCACUUUACACUGCCACCUGUCACCCGAGAAAAAUGCUGAGGACAUGGAGGUGCGGUGGUUCCGGUCUCAGUUCUCGCCAGCAGUGCUGGUGUACAAGGGUGGGCGAGAGAGAACAGAGGAGCAGAUGGAGGAGUACCGAGGAAGAACCACCCUUGUGAGCAAAGACAUCAGCAGAGGCAGGGUGUCGCUGGUCAUACACAAUGUCACAGCCCAGGAGAAUGGCAUCUACCGCUGUUACUUCCAAGAAGGCAGGUACUAUGAUGAGGCCAUCAUGCACCUCAAGGUGGCAGGCCUAGGCUCUAAGCCCCUUGUUGAAAUGAAAGGGCACGAGGAUGGGGGCAUCCGGCUGGAGUGCACAUCUGGAGGGUGGUACCCAGAGCCUCUCGCGGUGUGGAGGGACCCCUAUGAUAAGGUUGUACCUGCCCUGGAGGAGGCUUACACUGCUGACAGAGACGGCCUCUUCAUGGUGACCACAGCUGUGAUCAUCAGAGAUAGCUCCCUGAGGAACAUGUUCUGCUCUGUCAACAGCACCUUGCUCGGCCAGGAGAAGGAAACUGUGAUUUUCAUUCCAGAGUCAUUUAUGCCCAGCGUAUCUCCCUGGGUUGUGAUCCUGGCUCUCAUUCUGGCUAUUAUCAUCCUCAUGGCUGUGAGCAUCUAUUACAUCAAGAAACUCCACAGGGAAAAAAGGAUUUUGUCAGGGGAAAAGAGAGGUGAACUGGAAGGAAAAGAAUUUGCUCAGAAGGAAUUGGAGAAAGAAUAUGUAGAAAAAGAGAAAGAACGUCAAAUAAAAGAGCAACUUCAAGAAGAAUUGCGAUGGAGAAGAACACUCUUACAUGCUGCUGAUGUGGUCCUGGACCCAGACACCGCUCACCCUGAGCUCUUCCUGUCUGAGGAUCGGAGAAGUGUGAGACGGGGCCCUUCCCGGCAGAGCGUGCCUGACAACCCUGAGAGAUUCGACUGUCAGCCUUGUGUCCUGGGCCGGGAAUAUUUCACCUCAGGAAAACAUUACUGGGAGGUGGAAGUUGAAAACGUGAUGGCAUGGACAAUGGGGGUUUGUAGAGACAGUGUUGAGAAGAAAGAGGAGGCCCUGCUGCUUCCUCAGAAUGGCUUCUGGACCCUGGAGAUGUUUGAAAACCAAUACUGGGCCCUGUCCUCCCCCGAGAGGAUUCUCCCUCUGAGAGAGCGCCUUGGCCGGGUGGGCGUCUUCCUGGACUAUGAAGCUGGAGAUGUCUCCUUCUACAACAUGAGGGACAGAUCGCACAUCUACACGUGUCCCCGUUCACCCUUUGCUGGCCCCCUAAGACCCUUCUUCAGGCUGGGGUCUGAUGACAGCCCCCUCUUCAUCUGCCCAGCACUCACAGGAGCCAAUGGCGUCACAGUGCCCGAGGAGGGCCUGAUUCUUCACAGGGCGCAGACCCUACACCGCCCUCAGGACUAAUUCCCUGGUCUCACAGCCAUGUAGAGAAGCCCUGGCCAUCUCAGUACCACUGCAUGGGGCCUCCUGGCUGAGUCCAGGCCCUCCUUCCCUCUGGUCACAUAAGAGAACAUCUUCUAGCUGCCUCUUUCAUAGCCAUUUCAGGCCUCAGCCCCAGUCUCCCCCUCACCAGGCAGUGGCUUUAGUAGCUCCUCUGCUUGUACCUAUGGGGAGGAUCUAGUCUUAGGCAGCUACUGCUAUUACACAGCUCCCAGCCAAGACGAAAGUGUGACAAGGUGAUGGACAGCAAACCUGCUGCUUUACCAUCAGGGUGACAAUGUUGAUCCUUAUACUUCACUUGGUACCAGACGUUGUGGACAUGGGGCGAGGGCAACAGCAUGCACCAGGAUGUAGGAGGAGGGAGGGAACCACACACUUGAGAGGAGAGGAAACCACAUGUAGAAAUCAGAGAUAGAGGAAGUAGGACCAGAGAGCUGGGAGGAGACCAAGGUUGUGAGCAUGAUUAAGCCCCACCAGGACAGCUAAGGGGUCCUAGGAGAUGGUGGCCCAUUUCCACCCAACCCCCAAGAUUUCUAGACCACGGACGCACAGGCUUAGACCUGGGAUGAAAAAGAAUGAAGAACAAGGACACAUGUUCAUCUGGUCUGGCUCAGGUGUCCCUGCAAUAAACAAGGAAAUCAUUACUCAGUCAUUGAGUAUGGCUUGAUGUUUAAGGUCCUGCCUGAGCAGGUGAGUACUGGACCAAGGCCACCAGAGGGUUCAGGUUCAAUGGGGACAGCAGCAUUUUCAAGCUCCCGGUGUCAAGAUGUCUUUAGACCCUUAAAAAUUAUUGAGGACCCCAAGAGCAUUUGUUUAUUUGGGUUAAUAUCUGUUAAUAUUUAUGGCACUUGUGAUUGAAACUUACAAUUUUUAAGUAGUUAUUAAUUUAUAUUAAAUAAUGUUAAUAAACUAAGUUAAUGCAAGCAGCAUAUUUUAUGAAAAAUGACUUGUUUUCAAAGCAAGAUAAAUUUAUUGAGAAGUAUGACAUUGUUUAAUGUUUUCUAAAUCUAUUGUCUGGCUUAAUAGAAGAUGUCUGUAUUCUCAUAUGUGAGUUUGUAUUCAGACUGUUGGGAUAUCACAGGUCAUACAGGCUCAAGAAAACUUUACUAUACCCUAGUGUGAGAAUGAGAUUAAAAACAACACAUAAUGUCUGAAUUUUAUUAUGGAAAUAUUAUAGUAUUAACUUUGAGCAUCCAUUAAAAGUAUAUUAGAGACACCCCACCAUCACCACCCAGGAAUCUCCAGACCAUAUUUGAGAACUGCAAUAAAGGAUCCUGGAAAUGAAUCAUUGUGAUGGUUAAUUGUAGGUACGAAGUUGAUUGGAUUGAUGAGUAUAUAGACAGCUGGCAAAGCAAUGUUUCUGGGUGUGUUUGUGAGGGUGUUUCCAGAGGAGAUUAUUAGCCUGUGAAUCAGUGGUCUAAGUGAGAAACAACUGCCCUCAAUGUGGGCAGGUACCUUCCAGUCAGAACAAAAUGACAGAAGAAAAGUGAAUUCUGUCUCUCUCUUUCUCCUGGAACUGGGACAGUCUUUUUCUGUCCUUGGACAUCAGAACUCCAGGCUCUCUGAUAUUUUGACUUCAGGACUUGCACCAUCAGCGCCCCAUAUUCUCAGGCCUUUGGCCUUGGACUGAGAGUUACACCAUAGCUUCUCUGGUUUUGAGGCUUUCAGACUUGGACUGAGUCACGCUAUCAGCAUCCCAGCGUCUCCUUGCAUACGGCCUGUCAGGGAACUUCUCAGCCUCCAUAAACAUGUGAGCCUAUUCUCCUAAUAAAUGCCUUUCGUAUAUCUA
Messenger RNA from Lemur catta (Ring-tailed lemur), 3690 nucleotides. RefSeq names its product butyrophilin subfamily 2 member A2-like. Gene Ontology annotation, molecular function: signaling receptor binding. The record is from RefSeq and is a predicted model, not a curated record. The transcript has 8 exons. Lineage: Eukaryota; Metazoa; Chordata; Mammalia; Primates; Lemuridae. Gene Ontology annotation, cellular component: external side of plasma membrane. Gene Ontology annotation, biological process: T cell receptor signaling pathway; regulation of cytokine production. The coding region runs from base 273 to 1865 and encodes 530 amino acids.